Stegodyphus dumicola is the source of this 624-nucleotide messenger RNA. RefSeq lists its product as uncharacterized. The record is from RefSeq and is a predicted model, not a curated record. Lineage: Eukaryota; Metazoa; Arthropoda; Arachnida; Araneae; Eresidae.
AUGGCCUGUGGCACUGGCAGUGGUCUUUGUGUUCUAAAGAAUCAGCAGUUGACUUUUCACUGGAACAGGCGAUUGUCUAAAUUUAACACGAUCUACCAAGCUGAACUUUUGGCUAUUCGAAAAGCGCUUCAACUUGCCCACCAAAUGGUCCUAAUUACAAAUCAAAAGAUUAAGAUUACUAUUUAUUCUGACUCAGCUUCCAGCUUAGAGGCUAUCUUAGACUACACCAGCAAAACUUCUCUUGUUCAAGAUAUACAACACUUAUUGUUACAACUUCCGUUUUCUCUUCGACCCAAUCUCAUAUGGGUCAAAUCACACCAAGGUCUCUUCGGAAAUGAAUUAGCAGACCGUUUGGCAAAAGAGGCUGCUCUUGCACAGGAGCGCAUAGAACAAUCUCUUCCAUUACCACAAUCAUACCUGAAAUCUUUAACAUGGUAUUUACUGCAGAGUAAAUGGCAAGAGCAAUGGUCUACUGGUUUGACUGGAAGACGAGUUUUUAAAUUCAUACAUAAAGUUUCGACAAAACUGUAUACUGUUAAUUCGGCUUUAACAUGGUUUCUCUCGGGACAUGGUCCCUUUAAGAGCUAUCUUCGCAGAUUUAGACUUAGCGCAGACGAUUGCUGA